CUUUUUCUGGAGGAGUUGAGGAAGAGUCCCACCAUAGAAGGUGGUCCCUAUGAUAAAGCUGAUUUGUCUAUUUUUUCUCUGAAUUUUGACUUUGGAUAAUUCUGCAUAAAGAAAAAUUUGAGAUUCUGAGGUUAAGCAAGAGGAAAGAUGAUCCUACACUACUUGUUUGUCAUCCUCCUGAUAGGACAUACUCAAGGAACUGUUGUUUCAACAACGCAACCUGAUACCACUAUGAUUUCAGAAACUACAAAUGCUAUUAUAGAAACAAGCGCAAGUAGCCAAACAAGUCCUGGCAAAACAAAUUCAGUAACUAUGAGUGAGUCCAGUACAACCCUACCUAAUAUCCACACACACUCAACAACUCUGCCUGGCAACACAGCUUCAACUACUGUAACUGAAUCUACUGUAACUCAGAAUAAUGUCAACACUCAAACAACAGCUCUAUCUAGCACCACUGAUUCAGUUACUGUAACUGAGCCUACUGUAACCCAGCCCAAUACUAACACUCAACCAACAGGUCUAUCUAGCACCACUGGUUCAGUUACUGUAAGUGAGCCUACUAUAACCCAACCUGAUACCAACACUCAACCAACAGGUCUACCUAGCACCACUGAUUCAGUUACUGUAACUGAACCUACUGUAACUCAAACUAAUGUCAACACUCAAACAACAGCUCUAUCUAGCACCACUGAUUCAGUUACUGUAACUGAACCUACUGUAACUCAACCUAAUACCAACACUCAACCAACAGGUCUACCUAGCACCACUGGUUCAGUUACUGUAAGUGAGCCUACUGUAACCCAGCCCAAUACUAACACUCAAUCAACAGCUCUAUCUGGCACCACUGAUUCAGUUACUGUAACUGAACCUACAGUAACUCAACCUAAUACUAACACUCAACCAACAGGCCUAUCUAGCACCACUGGUUCAGUUACUGUAACCAAGCCUACUGUAACCCAACCAAAUACCAACACUCAACCAACAGGUCUAUCUAGCACCACUGGUUUAGUUACUGUAACCGAGCCUACUGUAACCCAACCAAAUACCAACACUCAACCAACAGGUCUAUCUAGCACCACUGGUUUAGUUACUGUAACCGAGCCUACUGUAACCAAACCAAAUACCAACACUCAACCAACAGGUCUACCUAGCAGCACUGAUUCAGUUACUGUAACUGAACCUACUGAAACUCAACCUAAUACCAACACUCAACCAACAGGUCUACCUAGCACCACUGAUUCAGUUACUGUAACUGAACCUACUGUAACUCAAACUAAUGUCAACACUCAAACAACAGCUCUAUCUAGCACCACUGAUUCAGUUACUGUAACUGAACCUACUGUAACUCAACCUAAUACCAACACUCAACCAACAGGUCUACCUAGCACCACUGGUUCAGUUACUGUAAGUGAGCCUACUGUAACCCAGCCCAAUACUAACACUCAAUCAACAGCUCUAUCUGGCACCACUGAUUCAGUUACUGUAACUGAACCUACAGUAACUCAACCUAAUACUAACACUCAACCAACAGGCCUAUCUAGCACCACUGGUUCAGUUACUGUAACCAAGCCUACUGUAACCCAACCAAAUACCAACACUCAACCAACAGGUCUAUCUAGCACCACUGGUUUAGUUACUGUAACCAAGCCUACUGUAACCAAACCAAAUACCAACACUCAACCAACAGGUCUACCUAGCAGCACUGAUUCAGUUACUGUAACUGAACCUACUGAAACUCAACCUAAUACCAACACUCAACCAACAGGUCUACCUAGCACCACUGGUUCAGUUACUGUAACCGAGCCUACUGUAACCCAACCAAAUACCAACACUCAACCAACAGGUCUACGUAGCACCACUGAUUCAGUUACUGUAACUGAGCCUACUGUAACUCAAACUAAUGUCAACACUCAAACAACAGCUCUAUCUAGCACCACUGAUUCAGUUACUGUAACUGAGCCUACUGUAACCCAGCCCAAUACUAACACUCAACCAACAGGUCUAUCUAGCACCACUGGUUCAGUUACUGUAAGUGAGCCUACUAUAACCCAACCUGAUACCAACACUCAACCAACAGGUCUACCUAGCACCACUGAUUCAGUUACUGUAACUGAACCUACUGUAACUCAAACUAAUGUCAACACUCAAACAACAGCUCUAUCUAGCACCACUUAUUCAGUUACUGUAACUGAACCUACUGUAACUCAACCUAAUACCAACACUCAACCAACAGGUCUACUUAGCACCACUGGUUCAGUUACUGUAAGUGAGCCUACUGUAACCCAGCCCAAUACUAACACUCAAUCAACAGCUCUAUCUGGCACCACUGAUUCAGUUACUGUAACUGAACCUACAGACCCGCAGGCCAAACUGCAGCAGCAACUACAGGACCUGUACUUCAGACUGCAGCAGCAACCACAGGACCCACAGUCCAAACUGCACCAGCAACUGCAGGACCCGCAGGCCAAACUGCACCAGCAACUACAGGACCUGCCCUUCAGACUGCACCAGCAACUGCAGGACCUGCACUUCAGACUGCAGCAGCAACUACAGGACCCGCAGGCCAAACUGUACCAGCAACUACAGGACCCGCAGGCCAAACUGCACCAGCAACUGCAGGACCUGCACUUCAGACUGCAGCAGCAACUGCAGGACCCACAGCAGCAACUACAGGACCCGCAGGUCAGACUGUACCAGCAACUGCAGGACCUGCACUUCAGACUGCAGCAGCAACUGCAGGACCUGCACUUCAGACUGCAGCAGCAACUGCAGGACCCGCAGGCCAGACUGUACCAGCAACUACAGGACCUGCAGGCCAAACUGGAGCAGCAACUGCAGGACCUGCACUUCAGACUGCAGCAGCAACUGCAGGACCUGCACUUCAGACUGCAGCAGCAACUGCAGGACCCGCAGGUCAGACUGUACCAGCAACUGCAGGAACUGCACUUCAGACUGCAGCAGCAACUGCAGGACCUGCACUUCAGACUGCAGCAGCAACUGCAGGACCCGCAGGCCAGACUGUACCAGCAACUACAGGACCUGCAGGCCAAACUGGAGCAGCAACUGCAGGACCUGCACUUCAGACUGCAGCAGCAACUGUAG
Messenger RNA from Anguilla rostrata (American eel), 3102 nucleotides. RefSeq names its product mucin-2-like. The record is from RefSeq and is a predicted model, not a curated record. Bases 148 to 3102 code for a protein of 984 amino acids. The transcript has 5 exons. NCBI's taxonomy places the organism in Eukaryota, Metazoa, Chordata, Actinopteri, Anguilliformes, Anguillidae.